UUGAACGUCUCGUACCCGGCGACGGGAUGUCAGAAGUUAUUCGAAGUGGUGGACGAGCACAAGCUUCGCAUCUUCUACGAGAAGCGUAUGGGCGCUGAAGUUGAUGCCGAUCAGCUAGGCGACGAAUGGAAGGGCUACGUCCUUCGUGUCGCUGGUGGUAACGACAAGCAAGGAUUUCCGAUGAAGCAGGGAGUUCUGACCAACAGCCGUGUCCGCCUACUGAUGUCAAAGGGACAUUCUUGCUACAGACCACGUCGUGAUGGAGAGAGAAAACGCAAGUCUGUCCGUGGGUGUAUUGUUGAUGCUAACCUGUCAGUGUUGGCUCUUGUUAUUGUCCGCAAGGGGGCCCAGGAAAUCCCUGGUCUCACCGACGGCAAUGUGCCUCGCCGCCUGGGUCCCAAGCGUGCGUCCAAAAUCCGCAAGCUCUUCAACCUUAGCAAAGAAGACGAUGUCCGUCGCUACGUUGUCAAACGCCUCCUUCCCCCGAAGGAAGGCAAGGAAAAUGCUAAGCCUAGAUACAAGGCUCCCAAGAUCCAAAGGCUAGUAACGCCCGUAGUACUGCAGCGCAGGCGCCACCGACUGGCGCUUAAGAAGAAACGCAUAACCAAGCGUAAGACCGCCGAGGCCGAAUAUGCUAAAUUGCUCGCGCAGAGAAAGAAGGAAUCUAAGGUUCGUCGUCAAGAAGAAAUCAAGCGCAGGCGUUCGGCGUCGAUGCGCGAUUCCAAGAGCUCCAACCAGAGUGCACCUCAAAAGUGAACGGACUCAUACCAAUAAAAAAAGCUAAAAACUAACAUAUCUUUCUAUUUCCUUAUCGUAUUUGACUUUA
Hyposmocoma kahamanoa is the source of this 826-nucleotide messenger RNA. RefSeq names its product 40S ribosomal protein S6 (gene RpS6). The record is from RefSeq and is a predicted model, not a curated record. The transcript has 5 exons. Gene Ontology annotation, biological process: translation. Lineage: Eukaryota; Metazoa; Arthropoda; Insecta; Lepidoptera; Cosmopterigidae. Gene Ontology annotation, molecular function: structural constituent of ribosome. Gene Ontology annotation, cellular component: ribosome. Bases 88 to 756 code for a protein of 222 amino acids.